GAGUAAAAACAAAAUAACAGAAAAAUAAUUGUUAAAUUUUGAUUUCUUGUUAAACCUUGCCAUGGACUUGCAGCAGUUGGAAGAAGAGGCCCGCCAAGCGGCGCUUAAGGACAUACAGAAUAUGCUUCAGCGUCCUGGUCAGCUGGAGAAGGUAGAACAAUAUCGUCAUCGCAUAGCGAGAAAAAAAGCCUCUGUGGAGGCGUUACUCAAGACGGGAAUGCAGAAUCAGCUGGACGGAGUUAGGGUGGGUCUCAAGCAACUAGUAACUUGUAUGCAGGAUGUUCGCGAAGUGAGAAGCCGCAUGGAGAUAGUGCAGAAACUGCUACAAGGUGUCCCCGAGAUCUAUGAUGCCUUGGAGGUGGUGCGGGAGGAGAAUACAAAACAUUCACAAUAUGCCACGGCUAUGGAAAACCUGAAGCACAUCUUUAAUGUUGAUGCCAGUGUGACGAAGACAAUGGCUCUCAUAGAUGAGGACAAACUUCUGAAUGCUCAUCAGUGUCUGGCGGACUUGGAAAAUUCACGAGAUGAUUUGCUUUACGAACUGCAUAAGCAGCCAAAGCAACAUGCUUCGGAUAAGAUCACUCUAAAGCGGCACUUUGAGAAGGUGGAUACCGUGUCUCAGGCCCUGGAAAAGAAAAUACGCCUAAUACUCAGUCGUACGUUAAACACUGUGCGAAAGCAGCCCACGGUUAUAGUGACGGCUUUAAGAAUUAUAGAGCGGGAGGAGAAAAACGAUCAGUUUGCUCUGCAACAGCAAAAGGUCACCGGAUUCUUGCCACCUGGCAGACCCAAGGCAUGGCGCAAAAUGAUCCUUGGUGUUUUGCAGGAGGCAGUCAUUACUCGCAUUGAGGGCUCGAAGUUGGAGGAGAGAGCUGACAACAAAAUGUGGCUUGUCAGGGAUUUGGAGAUUUUGCGACAAAUCAUUCUAGAGGAUUUGCGGGUGGUCAAGUCAUUGUGUGUACCCUGUUUUCCUGCUCACUAUGAUAUAUUCAAAGAGUACGUUAGGUUCUACCACGAGGGAUUGUCAAGCUAUCUCGACAACAUUGUGAAAUCUGGACUGGAGGGCAACGAAUAUGUUUCAAUGCUGGCCUGGGUCACGCACACCUAUCCCGGAGUGGAGCUUAUGUCACAUCCCGAUCUCAAUGUGGAUGUUCAUAAGGUAAUAGGCACUCUUCUGCACCCAGAGCAUUUGAAAUCAUUGGAAGAUGAGUAUCUGCAAAAUAUGCAACGAAACUACCAGGAAUGGAUGACCAAAGCUGCUGAAACAGAGAAGCAGGAAUGGUUCUCUGAAAUGGUGCCCGAUCAGGAUGAGCAUUAUUAUCAUACAUCGGCUCCGGUGAUAAUCUUCCAGAUGAUUGAUCAGCAUUUGCAGGUGACCAACACCAUUCAUCAAGAGCUAACAUUCAAGGCGCUCGUCAUGUCCAUACAACAAGUUGAGAUCUUUGGACAGACAUAUCUGAAGAAUGUCAUUGAACUGAAAGAGCAUCAUUUCCGUAAUCGAGAUCAGAUCAAAUAUUUUACCCACUACAUAAUCACCAUUGUCAAUAAUAGUCAACAAAUGGUGGAGCUUGCCCAGCAGAUGAAGCAGCUCUACUGGCCAAAGUCCCGCACUGAACAUUAUGAGGAUUUUGAGCGUUUGUUGGCAACUUUCCAAAGGAUAAGAGCUCAUGCUGCCAGCUAUCUGUUGGAGGAAGCCUUUCUCGAUAUGGAGUGUCAUUUCAAUGAUCUUUUUACAGCCAAAUGGUUGGCUAGCAGCAUUGCUGUGGAUACUAUUGGUGUGACCUUGGAUGAUUAUUUCCAGGACUAUAAUCAUUUGCGACCUACAAAUUUCGAGAUGGUUAUCAAUGAGGCACAAAAAUUGUUGGCCAAGCGUUAUAUACGUGCUCUCCUCUCCAAGCGGCUGUCCAAGCCCCGCGUAGAGUGUGACGCUAUUACCCGUAAGAUUAAUCAGGAGGCAAAACGUUUUAAACUCUUCUUUGAAAAGAUAGCUCCAAAGAUUUCGCUUACCGACUCUCCAUUGGAUUUGAUAGCUACUCUGUCUGCAUUGCUUAUCUCUGAUAUUGAAUUGUUGGUCUUGGAUCUGCACACUCUUUUGGGCAGCUAUCCUUCUCUGACAGAGGAUCAUCUGGUGCGUCUUUUCUAUAUCCGCAACGAUGUAAAGGCAGCGGAGGUACGAGAGAAGGUACAAGAUGCCAUGAAGUCUAAAAAGUCAAUGGUUAGCAUUGCCAAACAGGAUUGCAUAUUCAAGGAGAUUGUUUUCAGUGACAAAUUAUGGUAAUCUCUCUAUCCUAUCCCACGUCAAGCCAUUCCCUUAAUGUAUUAAACAAGUGAAUAAAAUUCUGCUAUAUUUAUUAACAAAUAAAAAUUAGUAAAACUUGAUUUUGAA
Messenger RNA from Drosophila willistoni, 2386 nucleotides. RefSeq names its product exocyst complex component 3 (gene Sec6). The record is from RefSeq and is a predicted model, not a curated record. Gene Ontology annotation, biological process: exocyst localization; exocytosis. Gene Ontology annotation, cellular component: exocyst. The transcript has 2 exons. Gene Ontology annotation, molecular function: SNARE binding. NCBI's taxonomy places the organism in Eukaryota, Metazoa, Arthropoda, Insecta, Diptera, Drosophilidae. The coding region runs from base 62 to 2278 and encodes 738 amino acids.